AUGUCUGACACCGAGAACCAUCCUUCCAAAAUGGCCAGCGCACAACAGCACUGGGUUGAGUCGACGACCAAGGCGGGCGUCGACCCAACAUCCGACGCCACAGGCAGCCCAGCUCGCCCCCGCGACACGCUCGCGACGGAUGCCCGCGCUGCGGCCGAUGCUGAGCACAAAAUGUCCCUCAUGGACGGCAUCCGGGCCUACCCGCGCGCCGUAGCCUGGUCGGUCGUCAUCUCGACGGCCACGACCAUGGACGGGUACGACACGGGCUUCCUGUCGUCCCUCUUGGGGCUGCCCGCCUUCCGCCAGCAGUUUGGCCAUGCCCAGGGCAACGGCUAUGUCAUCUCGCCGGCGUGGCAGUCGGCCAUUGGCAACUCGAGCAGCAUCGGCAUCUUUCUGGGCGUUCUGCUCAACGGCUGGCUGACGGACUACCUGGGCCACCGCCGCAUUCUCAUGAGCUGCUACGUUCUGAUCACGGCGCUCGUCUUCAUCCCCUUUUUUGCGCCCAGCGUCGGCGUCCUCGUGGCCGGCGAGAUCUUGUGCGGCAUCGUCUGGGGCCAGUUCAGCAUCACGGGCGCCACGUACGCCUCGGAGGUGUGUCCGCUGCCGCUGCGCGCGUACCUGACGUCGUACAUCAACAUCACCUGGAUCCUGGGGCAGUUCAUUGCGGCCCUCGUGCUGCGCGGCGUGGCCAGCCUGCCGGACACGAACCCGUGGGCGUACCGCAUCCCGUUUGCGGUGCAGUGGGUGUGGCCGAUCCCGCUGUGCCUGGGGGCCUACCUGGCGCCCGAGUCGCCGUGGUGGCUGGUGCGGCAGGGCCGGCUCGACGAGGCCGAGGUGUCCCUGCGGCGGCUGUCGAGCAAGAAGGCGGCGCACCAGGUCUCGCCGCACCAGACGAUGGCCAUGAUGGUGCACACGGACCAGCUUGAGCGGGCCUACGAGGAGGGCACGUCGUACCUCGACUGCUUCCGGGGCGUGAAUCUGCGGCGGACGGAGAUUGCCUGCAUGGCCUGGUGCAUCCAGGUCUUUUUUGGGCUGCCGCUCAACGGCUACGACACGUACUUUUUCGAGCAGGCGGGCCUGGACACCGUCUACGCGUUCGACCUGACCGUCGGCGACCGGCUCAUUGCCCUGACCGGCACGGCCCUCUCGUGGCUCAUGCUCACCUACUUUGGCCGCCGCACCAUCUACCAGAUUGGCAUCACCUGCAACGUCAUUCUCCUCAUCACCAUUGGCGGCGCCGCCUCGGCCCACAACAACGGCGGCGCCUGGGCCCAGUCCAUCCUGCUCAUGUGCUGGCCCUUUGUCACCAGCAUGACCGUCGGCUCCGUCGCCUUUGCCAUUGUCAGCGAGGUCGGCUCCACCCGCCUGCGCGCCAAGACCAUCGCCAUCGCGCGCAACACCUGGAACCUGCUCAACAUCAUCUUUGGCGUCGUCAUGCCGUACCUCAUCAACCCGGACGCCGCCGGGCUGCAGGGCAAAGCCGCCUUCAUUUUCGUGUUUCUGGGCGCGCUAAGUCUCGUCUGGGUGGUCUUCCGCCUGCCCGAGACCAAGCACCGCACCUACGAGGAGCUCGACAUUUUGUUCCUGCGCAAGGUCAAAGCCCGCGAUUUCAAGAACACCGCCGUCGCCGCCUACCAGGAGGACAUUCACAAAGCCGUGGGGCAAUGA
Messenger RNA from Sporothrix schenckii 1099-18, 1668 nucleotides. RefSeq names its product MFS transporter, SP family, general alpha glucoside:H+ symporter. The coding region runs from base 1 to 1668 and encodes 555 amino acids. Lineage: Eukaryota; Fungi; Ascomycota; Sordariomycetes; Ophiostomatales; Ophiostomataceae. Gene Ontology annotation, molecular function: carbohydrate:proton symporter activity. Gene Ontology annotation, cellular component: membrane. The record is from RefSeq and is a predicted model, not a curated record. Gene Ontology annotation, biological process: carbohydrate transport; transmembrane transport. The transcript has a single exon.